AUGGGGAGCACGGCUGGGGUCAUUCCUCCACCCCCCGGGGUGACGCCUGAUUUCGACUAUUCUAAUCCGAGGGGCUUUAAGACCGAAAUGAUCAUUUUUGGCAUUGGACUCUUUCUCAGCACCUUGUUCUUGGCCAUGCGUGUAUAUACUAGGGCAUGCUUGUUGUCAAAAUUUGGGUGGGAUGAUGUAUCAAUAAUUAUAGCCUGGGUUCUUUCUCUGGCUACACAAAUCGCGUGCAUGUUGAGCUGCGUAUAUGGUGGAACUGGAAUCCACUUGUGGAAUGUGACUCCAGCCAUGUUCGAUGUCUAUCAAAAGACCAUCCUGGCCGCCGCCGUUAUUUACGUGCCUGCCCUCGCAUUCGCCAAAGUCGGCCUGAUCAUCCUCUAUCACCGUAUCAUCAACAAACAAAAUACCUACAAAUGGGCGCUUCACAUUAUCUCGGCUAUCAUUUGCGGAUAUAGCGUCGCCAUUGUUUUUGCAUUGAUCUUUGCAUGUAACCCUAUUCAGAGGAGUUGGGACUCCUCUAUCACACGGGGUUCUUGUAUUGAUCGUAAUGGCUUGUACAUCGCAACGGCUGUGACCAAUAUCGUGUCGGACCUGGCGCUUAUCGUGGUUCCUGUCCCGCUGGUGUUAGGCCUACAAAUGCCGCGAGUUCAAAAGCUUGGACUUCUCUUCAUGUUCGUCGUUGGCUGCGCUACCUUUAUUACGAGCAUUUUGCGACUCACCACCCUGAUUCCUACCCUUACAGCAACAGACGUUACAUACGCCAUAGCAGAUGCACAACUUUGGAUUUAUGUCGAAGCAAACCUCAUUAUUAUUUGUCCCUGUCUGCCAUUCCUCCGACAGUUUCUACGAUACUACUCCCCCUCCUGGAUUGGCGAAGCCACCAGCUCCGGCCAACGCUACUUCGGCUACUAUGGCACAGGGAGCGCCCCGCGCAGCCGGCGCAAGCAGGGCCUCACUCUUCUACAGGAUGACAUCGCGCUCGCCGAGAGCACCGAAAGCACGCAUAGUCAAUCGCAUAUUAUCAAAGAGGUUCAGUGGCAGGUGAUCGAAGAGCACGGGAAUGCGGAAUCGGCAGCUAGGGUUGGUCUCUCACGUCGGGUUUAG
This is a messenger RNA of Aspergillus pseudonomiae, 1110 nucleotides long. RefSeq lists its product as uncharacterized. The record is from RefSeq and is a predicted model, not a curated record. Lineage: Eukaryota; Fungi; Ascomycota; Eurotiomycetes; Eurotiales; Aspergillaceae. The transcript is spliced from 7 exons. The coding region runs from base 1 to 1110 and encodes 369 amino acids.